ACGCUUGGCACAUCCCUUCGACCAACUUGAAUCACCAUUGGUUCCACGGAGUACAAGGGAGGGGUGUAAAAGGAAACAAAUCAUGACAUAGGAAGAGCAACUCGUGUUAUCCACCAGCUCCCCCGCUUUGAACGGGUCGAUCAUCCCAUACGGGCGCAUGAGGACCUAUCGAAUCCAAAGUCCAAAAUUCAAAAUUCAGAAGCUGAUUCUCCCAAAGUUACCACUCACGUCGAUGUUUCUUUUUCUGUUUUCUUUCCCUAUCUUCUCCUUGACCCCCUUUCGUGCGGGAUACUACCGCGAACUUCGCUCCUUGUUAGAGAUUACGGGCCCAUCCCCCGCUGAUCGCACAAAGUGAAGAUUUUCCCAAGGGGGGAAAUGGCCGACGACAAUAACCUCAAGACGAGCCAUAUGGCCAUCGUCUUGGGCAUUGGACUCGGUGUGGUACUGCUUAUUGUUUUAAGCUUGGUAUUGACGAUUGUCAUUAACCGGCGCGAUCGCCGCUCAUUCUUGCGGUCAAGGAAAAAUCCCGAUGAGCGACUGGCCAGUUUAGAUGCGGUAUCACCGACCCGGACAUUGGAGCAAUGGUGGACCAUGACAAAAGGCAAAAUGGGCCUUUCAGAGGCGGUGGAUGGCCAGUUUGUUUGUGCGGUGUGUCUGGAACAAGUGGAUCGUUCCGAGGAGAUACGGGAGUUGCGCUGCUUACAUGUUUUUCACCGAGAAUGCUUGGAGAAAUGGUUCUUAGGUGAUCAUUACAAUUGUCCGCUGUGCCAUCGUGCCUAUUUCGUUGCGGAGACGCCGCCACGACAUGAUUAUGUGUGGAUGGUAUGAUCUUGGGACAACGGGG
This is a messenger RNA of Penicillium pulvis, 844 nucleotides long. RefSeq names its product putative RING finger domain protein. The record is from RefSeq and is a predicted model, not a curated record. Gene Ontology annotation, biological process: protein ubiquitination. Lineage: Eukaryota; Fungi; Ascomycota; Eurotiomycetes; Eurotiales; Aspergillaceae. Bases 376 to 828 code for a protein of 150 amino acids. The transcript has 4 exons. Gene Ontology annotation, molecular function: ubiquitin protein ligase activity; zinc ion binding.